UGCGACAGUUUUCCAAGUGCCAACAUCAUCCCUGGACCGACUGCGCCUGCGCACGACGAUCCCAUUCUUGUCCUGCAGGCAGAAUUCCGGGUGGAGAGUGUGAGAGAAAGAGAAAGACAGGAGAUUUGAGGCCGUGGACUGGAUAUUUACAACAAGAAAUAAGCGCUGUAGGUCCACUCCAGGUGCGGCGUUUGAGCAGGAUAUGGGUUCUCCAGGGCAGAUCCCGGGACAAGACAUGGAGCUCUAAGCUAGCCCUCUUCCAUUCGCUGCCUUGCACGCUGCUCGCCAAAACCAUCUCUUCUACUGCCGCUGUAGCGGUUUGGCUCAGACUACUCUAAGAGAAGAAGAGGGGGGAAAAAACUAAGUGGGAGGGAGUGGUGAACUCUCCCCAGCUGCUGUCCAGACACACACAUGCUGCAUUUCUGCCAUUCCCCAAGCUCUGCUCCAUCCAUUCCGAGGGCACGGCCACUAGCUUGCUAGCGAGCUAGCACUUCAAACAAAGACACGGCCUGUCCUCUGGGAUAAAAAUACAACCAGACUGUGUACACUUUCCUUGUUUUUUUUCCUCUUCCCUUUUCCGGGUCACUCAGCCACACACUCAUUAAUCGGGGCUCCUUUUGUUUAGCUGUCACUCCCGCUGCUUUGAGCAGUGGUGGAUUGCUAGUAGCCAGUCAUUCAGCUGGGCAGACUGAGGAAGCCAGAGGGGUUGGUUAUCAGAGGCCAGGAUGAUGGAGCCCAGCAUGGAGAACUGCCUGGCCCAGGUCCUGCAGAAGGAUGUGGGCCGACGGCUGCAGGUGGGGCAAGAGAUCAUUGAUUACAUUUUGGACAAGGAGAAGUCCCAUGACCUGGAGCAGGAUCAGACGGCACUGGACAAGAUGGUCGACGGCAUCGCCAGCUCCUGGGUCAACUCCAGCAACUUCAAGGUGGCGCUGUUGGGCUUGGACCUCCUCUCUGCCUUGGUGACGAGGUUACAGGAGCGAUUUAGGCCCCAUGUGGGAACAGUUCUGCCCAGCCUUAUUGAUCGAUUGGGAGAUGCAAAAGACCAAGUUCGAGACCAAGACCAAAUUCUGCUGCUAAAGAUCAUGGAACAAGCUGCCACCCCACAGUAUGUGUGGGACAGAAUGCUGGGAGGCUUCAAACAUAAGAACAACAGGACCAGAGAAGGAGUGUGCCUUUGUCUCAUCGCCACGCUGAACACAUACGGAGCCCAAGGCCUGACCCUCAGUAAGAUUGUUCCCCACAUAUGUAACCUCCUGGGGGACCCCACAAGUCAGGUUCGUGAUGGGGCUAUGAGCUGCUUGGUGGAGAUCUACAGACAUGUGGGUGAGAGGGUGAGGAUGGAUCUCAGCAAAAAGGGCCUUCCUCAGUCACGGUUGAAUGUAAUCUUCAGCAAAUUUGACGAGGUCCAAAGAUCCGGAAACAUGAUCUCAUCCUCUGGCUCUGAUAAGAACUUUGAGGAUGAAGACUCUGUGGAUGGAGGCCGGUCCUCCUCCUCGUCAUCAUCCAAAGCACCCCCCAGUGGCAGGAGGACUGUAGUGAGCUCUGUUAGAAGACCCAGCUCAGCCACCACAGCUAAGACCACAGGUAAGGAAGCAGGUGCUGGUGCCGUCGAUGAGGAGGAUUUCAUUAAAGCCUUUGAAGAUGUGCCCUCAGUCCAGAUCUACUCUAACAGAGAGCUCGAGGACCAGCUGACCAAGAUCAGAGAAGUGCUGUCCGAUGACAAACAUGACUGGGAGCACCGAGUGGUGGCGCUGAAGAAGGUCCGUUCUCUCAUGCUGGCCGGUGCAACUGAGUAUGAGAGUUUCCCUCAGCAGCUGCGUCUCCUGGAGACUCCCUUCAAACUGUCGGCUAAAGACCUGCGCUCACAGGUGGUGCGUGAGGCCUGCAUCACACUGGGAUAUUUGUCUUCAGUGCUGGGAAACAAGUUUGACCACGGAGCGGAGAGCGUCAUGCCCAUACUGCUGAACCUCGUGCCCAACAGUGCCAAAGUCAUGGCCACGUCCGGCAUCGCCGCCAUCCGCCUCAUCCUCAGGCACACACACUACCCGCGUCUCAUCCCCAUCAUCUCCAGUAACUGCACCUCCAAAUCAGUAGCAGUCAGGCGACGUUGUUAUGAGUUUCUGGACCUCAUGUUACAAGAGUGGCACACCAAUACACUGGAAAGACACGUGGCUGUUCUGACCGAGACCAUCAAGAAAGGAAUACACGACGCUGACUCUGAGGCCAGAUCCAUCGCAAGAAAGUGCUAUUGGGGUUUCCAUGGUCACUACAGCCGGGAGGCAGAGCAUCUGUUCCAGGCACUGGAGUCCACCUAUCAGAAGGCCCUCCAGUCCCAUCUGAGGAGCUCUGACAGCAUCGUGUCUCUACCGCAGUCUGACCGAUCCUCGUCGUCUUCCCAGGAGAGUCUUAACCGGCCUUUGUCUGUGAAGAGCGUCAUUGGAGGGAGCAUAACAAGGAGUAAGCUGGUGAGCACCAGGGGGCACACUACGCCGGGUUCUCUGCAGCGUUCCCGCAGUGACAUCGAUGUAAACGCCGCCUCCAAUGCCAAGUCGCGCCUGUCCACCGUUCCUGCCUCCUCGCCGUUCAGCUCUGCGGCUGCUCUUCCUCCGGGUUCCUACGCCUCAUUAGAUGGCGCUCCUGGUAAAAGCGAUGGUCGUGUUCGCACCAGGAGGCAGAGCUCGGGCAGCGUGGGCGGGGCCAGUACCUCAGUGGUGGACAGUAGGGGCCGCAGUCGAGCCAAAGUUGUCUCCCAGUCCCAGCCCGGCAGUCGCUCCAGCUCCCCAGGCAAGCUGCUCGGCCACAGCAGCUACGGCCGGAUCCCUCGAGCGACGGCGUCAGCCUCCACCACGCCAGCAGACAAGCGCAGCAGGAUCCCUCGCAGUCAGGGCUGCAGCCGCGAGACCAGCCCCAGCCGACUGGGACUCGCCAGCCUGUGUGGUAAAGCUCUUCUUCCUGCUGCUCUUCCCUACCGCACGCUAGCCCGGAGCCGCAUUCCCCGUCCCAGCAUGAGUCAGGGCUGCAGUCGCGACACGAGUCGCGAGAGCAGCCGCGACACCAGCCCCGCUCGGGGCUUCGCUCCUCUGGCCUCCCGACGUCACUCCCGUUCAACCAGCGCUCUCUCCACAGCCGACCCCCACAGCCAGUCAGACCGAUAUGGUUUGAUUCACCAGGCAAGAAUCUCUGCGUCAGUCAAUGCCAUGAGGGUCCUUAACACGGGCACGGAGGUGGAGGCGGCGGUUGCUGAUGCUCUGCUAUUAGGAGACUCCAGGAAUAAGAGGAAGCCGUUGAGGCGGAGGUACGAAUCUCCGGGGAUGUACUCUGACGACGACGCCAACAGCGACGCGUCCAGCGCCUGCUCAGAGCGCUCGUAUGGCUCGAGGAACGGAGGCAUCCCUCACUACCUGCGCCAGACGGAGGACGUGGCGGAGAUCCUGAACCACUGCGCCAGCUCCAACUGGUCAGAGAGGAAGGAGGGCCUGCUGGGCCUGCAGAAUCUCCUCAAGAGUCAAAGAAUACUGAGCCGAGUGGAACUGAAGAGGCUUUGUGAGAUCUUCACAAGGAUGUUUGCAGAUCCACACAGCAAGAGAGUGUUCAGCAUGUUCCUGGAGACUCUCGUGGAUUUCAUCACGGUACACAGGGAGGACCUGCAGGACUGGCUUUUUGUCCUGCUCACUCAGCUGCUGAAGAAGAUGGGCGCAGAUCUGCUGGGCUCGGUCCAGGCCAAAGUCCAGAAGGCCUUGGAUAUCACAAGGGAGUCCUUCCCCUUUGACCAGCAGUUCAACAUUCUGAUGAGGUUUAUCGUCGAUCAGACUCAGACACCUAAUCUCAAGGUCAAGGUGGCCAUUUUGAAGUACAUCGAGUCCCUGGCUCGGCAAAUGGACCCGACAGACUUUGUCAACUCCAGCGAGACGCGCUUGGCUGUGUCUCGCAUCAUCACCUGGACCACUGAACCCAAAAGUUCUGAUGUCAGGAAGACCCUUCAUAACUGGGUGAGCGAGGAGCUAGCUGGCAGGUCCAGCACUGCAGCCUUACUGUCGGCUGAGGGCAACCAGGAAGAAAGGUGUAAGCAGGCUGCCCAGGUGGUGCUGAUUGCUUUGUUUGAGCUCAACACCCCAGAGUUCACCAUGCUGCUGGGAGCUCUGCCCAAAACCUUCCAGGACGGAGCCACAAAACUGCUGCACAACCACCUGAAGAACUCCAGCAACACCAGCAGCGGUGUGGGUUCUCCGAGCAACACCAUUGGUCGGACGCCACAACGCCACACCCCCAGCAGAACCAGCCCGCUCACCUCUCCGACAAACUGUUCGCAUGGAGGACUUUCUCCAAGCAUGAUGGAGUAUGACACUGAGAACAUGAACUCGGAGGAGUUCUACAGCUCGUUUCGUGGGGUCACCGAGGCCAUCCAGAGCUUCAGCUACCGGAGCCAGGAGGACCUGAACGAGCCAAUCAGACAGGAGGGCAAGAGGGACGACGCAGCAGGAAGAGAAGGCGUAGCGUCGUCUCCCGGCUCUGACGCCCGCCUGGGCUUGGACAUGGUGGAAGGAGGUCGCACCGCCUUGGACAACAAGACGUCAUUACUCAACACGCCAUCGCCUCGCUCGUUCUCUGGUCCGCGGAGCCGUGAGUUCGCUCCUUAUGGUUACGGCGAAACCAUCUGCACGUAUGACAAGAGCGCCCUGAAGGAGGCCGUCUUUGACGACGACGUGGAGCAGUUCCGUGAUUGCCGACGUCAGGAAAGCGCUGAAAACAAGAUGACGCUCCCCAAGGUCUUUGCUCCUGUCGGUCAGGACCACUCAGACCUGGUAGCCGACCUGCUUAAGGAGCUGUCCAAUCACAACGAGCGUUCUGAGGAGCGUAAGGGUGCCCUGGUGGAGCUGCUGAAGAUCACGCGAGAAGACAGCCUGGCUGUGUGGGAUGAGCACUUUAAAACCAUCCUCCUCCUUCUGCUGGAGACCCUGGGUGAUAAAGAUCACACCAUCCGAGCCCUGGCCCUGCGUGUGCUGAAAGAAAUUCUGAGGAACCAACCGGCCCGCUUCAAAAACUAUGCUGAGCUGACCAUCAUGAAGACGCUGGAGGCUCACAAAGACUCUCACAAGGAGGUGGUGCGUGCAGCCGAGGAGGCGGCGUCCACGCUCGCCGGCUCCAUCCACCCCGAGCAGUGCAUCAAGGUGCUGUGCCCUAUUGUGCAAACAGCUGACUACCCAAUCAACCUGGCUGCCAUCAAGAUGCAAACCAAAGUCAUUGAACGCAUCGCCAAGGAGUCCCUGCUGCAGCUGCUGCCUGACAUCAUCCCUGGACUCCUGCAGGGCUAUGACAACACAGAGAGCAGCGUUCGCAAGGCCAGCGUGUUCUGUCUGGUGGCUAUCUACUCUGUGAUUGGCGAGGAUCUCAAACCCCACCUGGCACAGCUCACGGGCAGCAAGAUGAAGCUACUGAACCUGUACAUCAAGCGGGCCCAGACGACCAACAGCAACAGCAGCAGCUCCUCGGACGUCUCGUCUCACAGUUAACAGAGGGACGUGUCCUUUGGAAACCCUGUGGACGGGCGGCGGUGGAGGAUUUCCGAUUUCUGACUUGUCUGUCACUUAGCUUCCCCUCCUUCUCAGCACAACUCGAGCUCCACUGCGCUUUCCUCCCACUUCGAGGAGCUCCUCUCAGCAGCCUGUUCGUCGUCUCUUUCCUCCUCCUCCUCUUCCUCCUCCUCCUCCUCCUCCUCCUCCUCCUCCUCCUCCUCCUCCUCGCUCGCUGUUGCUCCAGAAACUUUUGAAUGUAACUGUGGAUUGGUUUUAGACCUCUGGGGAGGGAAUCAGCACAUUUGGAGCUUUUGGCUAUAAGAAAUGCACUUUCUCUUCCACGUCGGUUCCCACAGCCUCCUUUUUGUCAAAGGAAGCCUGUUUCUCGCUCAGCCCUCAGAUCUGAUAGAACAGUUCAGGAUGAAAAACUGAAGAGAACUUCCUGUCAAAUCGACUACAGCUUUGGCAUGACAUGUCAUUCGGCGGGCCCAGUGAUGGCAAUGAGCCCGUAGGUCUUGGGAUGAAUUCUGGUUCGGGGAGCAUAAAAACCAAAUAUUGUGAGAAAACAAAGUUUAAGGGAGCAACGUGACAGAAAAUAGAAAAUACUGAAUGAGUAUUUUAGUUUGACGUUUAUUGAACGCGAUCAUAACUCAGAAGUCUGUGCAUCAGUUUUAGUCUUUUCUUCUUACUGAGAGUGGCUUAACCCCUUUCACAGAAAACGUUACGCUCUCCGAGGUAACAAGUCGCCAAAACGUAAUUUUCAGCUUCAGAAUUGACAAUCCUUCAAAUUUUGUGCAGCCGUGAAGGCACCGAAGAUGAAAUCUCUGUUAAACUGCACAGUUAAAGCUGUCUGAAUUUGUCCUAAAAUUCACCAUCAAAAUGAGCCUGUGAAAUGUUGUGUUGUAUUUUCACACGUUUGAGUUUGUUCUCCUCUUUGUGGCAUCUUAACCUGUAAAACUCUGAGGCUGCUGCUCAGUCCACUGACUCUGUUUGAAGAGGAAGUCCUUUGUAAAUACUGCACGUUCCCUGCCCCACUUUGGAGUCGGGAGGGAGCUCCAGCGACGCCAGACAGUCGAAAAGACAUUACCAGGCCUUAUUCACUUCACACACACACACACACACACACACACACACACACACACACACUCGGGCGUCCGCUGACUGGGAGUGAAUGGGAUGUACAGCACUGUAACUCUUGGCUCUCAAAAAAUGUGAAUCUGCAGGAAAACGGAGCCUGGCGGCGUCUCAACCUGCGAUGAUGCAAAUACAGUAUUAGUCUUACCCCCCCAACAUACCCACAGCUUCUGCAAUAACCGCAAACCCACAGAUACUUUGUACAUACACUUUCUGACUGCUGCUUUGCAGUUUUACACAGUGUCAGUGGGGGAACAAAGGAAAGAAAAGUGAGCGGGUUUGCUAUCUUUUUGCACGUUAGCAAAAUAACUUGCAUGUAACCUGCAGCACACGUCAGCUUUGUGCGGCUCCGAGGGGCCCGAGGUUUUCGGCUGUUAAAAGUGCACUUGUGACAUCAUCUCUGAUUUCCUGUUUCGGUCGAGGAGUUAGUCGCUUUUGCCAUGCUCUUAUGGAUAAGGUACAAAACGCAGCCGCUGCAACCAAAACUACGAGUUUGGUUUACUGGUUCUGGUAGAAGUAUCCAGGAAAUUUCUUUUUCGUGUCAGUGUUAAGUUUGAAUUAUCGAGAAGCUUUAAAAUGCUGGACUCCUCUUUUAGUUGGUGGUUUAGACCCUAGAGACCCCACAGAGAUACGAGUGGAUUUUUCUUAUUGGAAAUGGUCCAAUUCAUCGUGGUACAGUUAAUCUACUGUAGGAAGGGAUUAGUUAUCACAUUUGCUAACUCCUAGCAAAUUAUUAAUAAUAAAAAUAUUCCUGAUUUCACCGGGGAACAACCUGGGGUGCACCAUUUUGGACUGUUUUAUUUGAGUGGGAUCCCACAGAAAAUGGGCCAAUAGUGGUUAUUUAAGUAAAUGAAUGUAUAGACUUUACAUGUGUUAAGAUUAGCUUUUUAAGUAUUGGUACUGAAAAUGAUUUCAGCAACAUUCAACUCUGUAAUAAGCCUGUCUGCACUCGACCUUUUCCUUAUCCUGAUUGGCUUCAGACCAUUAAUCAGCCUGGUUUUGGGUUUUAUCUCCCGGUUUAAGUAAAUCCGCACAUGGAGGUAGUUCACCAGUCAAACUGCAGGUUGCUGUUUCUGGUCCUGGAAGCAAACAAGAUGGUUUUUCUUGCAAACUGUUCACUAUGCAUGUUCUGCAGUUCACAGUCUUUCUUUUGUCUCAGUCGGUUAUGUAAUAUUCAUACCUGUAUUUAUAUAUUUUAUUUUAUUUUCUCUCAUGAUAAACUGUACAGAAGGGUUUUUUGUUAACUUCCACCUGUGAUAGAUUUGCAACAAUGUAAAGAAAUUGUUUGCUCUAGAAAUAAACCAAGUAAGAACUGA
Scatophagus argus is the source of this 7963-nucleotide messenger RNA. RefSeq names its product cytoplasmic linker associated protein 1a (gene clasp1a). Gene Ontology annotation, biological process: mitotic spindle assembly. Gene Ontology annotation, cellular component: mitotic spindle; cytoplasmic microtubule; spindle microtubule. The record is from RefSeq and is a predicted model, not a curated record. Gene Ontology annotation, molecular function: kinetochore binding; microtubule binding. Lineage: Eukaryota; Metazoa; Chordata; Actinopteri; Scatophagidae. The transcript has 43 exons. The coding region runs from base 726 to 5510 and encodes 1594 amino acids.